UCCCGGCGCCUCGUCCUCCUCCAGCUCGCGGCCCGACAGCGGCGGCGGCGGCGGCGGAGGCGGAGGCAGCCUUCCUCUGGACGAAGCCGUCGGAAAACUGCUCGAAGGGUACGACUGGACACUGCUACCCGUGACGCAGAAGUCAUCAGCGAAGAGAAAGCAGCACAUCAAGCGGCCGAUGAACGCGUUCAUGGUGUGGGCGCAGGCGGCGAGGCGCAAGCUCGCCGACCAGUACCCACAGCUGCACAACGCCGAGCUGAGCAAGACGCUGGGGAAGCUCUGGAGGAUCCUGAGUGAGGAGGAGAAACAGCCCUUCAUCGAGGAGGCAGAGAGGCUCCGAAACGCCCACAAGAAGGACCACCCCGAGUACAAGUACCAGCCGCGCCGCCGCAAGCCGCCCAAGACGUCGGCCGCGAUGGGGGUGGGCGUCGGCGUGGCGGCCGUGUCCCCAGGCAGCGACGCCGAUCUGCCCUCCACCUCCGGUGUCAGCUCCACCUCUCCGGACAUCGGACGCUGCCACAGCCGUAUGAAGCCGGAGCCAGACUGCAGCUUCGCCAAGCUGUACGAGCGGGACCUGGAUGGGCCUCGCCCAGUGGAGGACCUGCCGCUGGCGCACAAGCCUGCCUACUCCUGUGCGCACGCGCAGUACUCGUUGGAGGCCAGUGAGCAUCACCACCUGCACCACCACCCGCACCAAGGCUUUCGGCCUGCCGCCGGAGCGACGGGCUUCAUGUACGGGUCACCGCUGGAGGCGGCGGCAGUGGGCGCGGCGACGGACUUCCUGCACCCUCAUCUGGCUGCGGGCGCGCCUCCACCGCCCGUCUCUGCGCCGGCGCCGCCGCCCGCCUUCCCCACCGCGUCCCACGCGCACCACCAGUCCUUCUACGCGUACGGUCCUCCUCAGGGGCCAUAUUACAUGGCACCUAGAUAA
Molecule: messenger RNA, 931 nt
Organism: Schistocerca cancellata (South American locust)
Lineage: Eukaryota; Metazoa; Arthropoda; Insecta; Orthoptera; Acrididae
Product: transcription factor SOX-9-like
Exons: 7
Coding region: 179-931 (250 amino acids)
Biological process (GO): regulation of transcription by RNA polymerase II
Cellular component (GO): nucleus
Molecular function (GO): DNA-binding transcription factor activity, RNA polymerase II-specific; RNA polymerase II cis-regulatory region sequence-specific DNA binding
Source: RefSeq, a predicted model, not a curated record